AUGGGUUCUUCAGUGCUGCCGUCGCCGACCAUUAAUGUCAAUCUCAACGAAACAACAGGCAAUCAGUCGCCAAAAUCGCGAUCAGAAUCAAUGGGUUCGGUGUUUAUCGAUUGGAUUGCAAACAACGAUUUCAUUACCCGAAUGGCUACGAAAGCCAAGAAUUCAGUGGACACAGUGAUCACUACAUUAGAUCCGGGAAUGAAGGAGAUUAUCUAUUCUGGCGGUGAUAUCAAUAUAAUGGUGACAUCGGAUAAGGAAUCAAAGAUCAUACCGAUUCGCGAAGCCUUUCAGAAAGUGUUCGGUAGGGCAACGGUGUCCGGUAUGUCCGCACAAUCGCUUUCCAUUGCCAAUCAACCGGUCGGUUACGAAAAUGGCCGCAAAGCGGCUAAAGAACGCAUUCAAUCGUUACGAAUGAAUACGAGUGCAAUACCGCAGAAUCAAGUGAUUGUGUCCGUCGAAAGUUUCAUUGUUGACGUACUGCCAGACAAAUGGUAUGAAAUGGCUUGUCUAGUAUUAGAAGAUCCAGUGAUGGCCAUCAAUCUUGAAGUAUUCACCCAAUUGACACCCAUACCCAACGAAUAUGGCAUUCACAAGUGUUGA
Molecule: messenger RNA, 600 nt
Organism: Oppia nitens
Lineage: Eukaryota; Metazoa; Arthropoda; Arachnida; Sarcoptiformes; Oppiidae
Product: protein PRRC1-like
Exons: 5
Coding region: 1-600 (199 amino acids)
Biological process (GO): activation of protein kinase A activity
Cellular component (GO): cytoplasm
Molecular function (GO): protein kinase A regulatory subunit binding
Source: RefSeq, a predicted model, not a curated record